CGCGCUUUGUCCGUCUGGCGGCUGCCAAUAAAGUUGUGUUUGAAGCGGGGACUUCCGGCGGCGGCGGCGGGGCGCGGAGCUGCGGGCGCGAUGAUGUCGCUGGAUUUCCUGAACGAUGUGCGGCGCAUGAACAAGCGGCAGCUGUACUAUCAGGUGUUGAAUUUUGGUAUGAUCGUAUCAUCUGCACUGAUGAUAUGGAAAGGAUUGAUGGUUCUCACAGGGAGUGAAAGUCCAAUUGUGGUUGUACUCAGUGGGAGCAUGGAACCUGCAUUCCAUCGAGGGGACCUGCUGUUCCUGACAAAUCGUGUCGAAGAUCCUAUUAGAGUUGGCGAAAUUGUUGUCUUCAGAAUUGAAGGACGAGAAAUUCCAAUUGUACACAGAGUGCUGAAAAUUCAUGAGAAGGAAAACGGCGACAUCAAGUUCCUGACGAAAGGCGACAACAAUGCUGUUGAUGACAGGGGCCUAUAUAGGCAGGGACAACACUGGCUAGAGAAAAAAGAUGUUGUGGGAAGAGCUCGUGGGUUUGUCCCUUAUAUAGGAAUAGUGACCAUUCUUAUGAAUGACUACCCAAAAUUUAAGUAUGCAGUGCUCGUUCUGCUGGGUCUGUUUGUGCUGCUCCAUCGAGAGUAAAGAAGGGUGGACUUCACCUGAGGAUAGUAGUGGAGUUUCACCAAGUGUUCUGGAUGACCAACAGUUGUGCACAUCUGCAGCUAUUCCCAGGGACUUCUGCUUCCUGACAGAUGUUGAUUCAGUGUUUUUAAUGAAGGUCUGUACUGUGGAAACCUUAAUUGAUGGACAGAAAGAUGCCAUCUUCCACACAAAAGCUUUUGGAUUCUGCAUCUUAAAUUUCUAGUGCAAAGUGGCAUUGGCUUAUUUGGCAGAGAGGAGAAAGUGAAUGGGGGGUGGGGGGUGGGGGGUGGUAGUGGAGGUAUGGUUGGGGUGGGGGGUUUGAAACCUGGUGUCAUAAUACCAAGUUGCAACUUCUAGCUUGGACCUUAUAUGGUCUGCUGCUGCUGUUUCAAUACAGAUUAAAGUGUUCCAUCCUGCAGUGUUGUGUGUCAGCUCUCUGCCUACAGACAUCGCCAGCACACCACCUCCCCUCGGUGCCAGGUUUAUGAUUUGGUGACUGACUCAGAAGCCAGCCAGGGGGCAGUUCUGCAUGUGAGUAGGUUUGCUGGCACUGGCUUGCUGGCAGAUUGUUCUCCUGUUGUACUUGACCAACGAAUUCCUGCCCACCCCAGAAACCCCAACUGAAUACACACAGUGCAAUGUAUGGUUGACUGUAGGUGAAACUUAUAAAUCCACAAAGAUGGUGAAUUGUGUGCCAGGGCCAAACAUGGAGCAUAACCAGGGAUUCUAUAUAAUCCUUGGAAGGAGAGAAGAUGCCUAGAUUUUCAGCUUUAAUUACAGGCCACCAUUUAAGAUGUUUUUCAGAAUCUAAUGUAUGUAAAUCAUGGACAAUUGUGUGCCCAGUACAACUGUAUUACAGGCAUGGGACAAUUAGGAAUCUUAUUGUUGUGUUUAAAAAAAAUGCAGGAAUUACUAAGUGGGUCAGGCAACAUCUGUGCAAAGAGAAACAGUUAACGUUUUAGGUCUAAGAUCCUUUGUCAGAACUGGGAAAGAGAAAACUUGGUUUGAACUGAAACCGCUAACUGUUUUGCUUUUCACAGAUGCUGCCCAACCUUCUAAGUGUUUCCAGCAUUUUUACUUUGGGUCUCUGGUAUCUGCAGGUCUUGUUUUGACUUUCAUCUUCUCUUUCUAAAUGGAAAGGUGACAAAAUGUGCAGAUGAUUUUUUUUUUACAUUUAGUGACUAAUCUUUUUGGGAAUGUUUUGUACUGGAAACCAGUUCCAAAUUAAUUUACAAAUUGAAAGCUUUGGGCAAUAAAUUAGUGAGAAUCUUAUUACGUCAGAACAUAAAUAGAAACAAGAGUAUGCUGUCCAAACCUGCUCUGCCAUUCAUUGAGCUCCUGUCUGAUCUAACACCUCAGCAGCAUUUUCCAGCUCUAUAUUUUUCCCUGAUGCAUAAAGAAAAAAAUCAAUCAAAUAUACAUGGUGACUGAGCCCUGUGGGGUAGGGAAUCCCAAAGUUUUGCCAUCUCUGACGAGAGAAAUUUCUCCUUUGCUCAGUCCUGAAUGGCCAAUGCUGUAUUCAGAAACUGUGUCUCUGGUCCAAGACUCCUCAACCCGGGGGAAACGUCCUCCUUGCCUCAAGCUAGUCUCACUCUUCAGGAAUCUGGCACAUGUCAAUAAGAUCACUUCUCCUAAACUCUGGAGAAAACAGCCCCAGUCCGCUCUAUCUCUUCUCGUAUGGCAAGUCUGCCGUUCCUGGAACCGUCUAGUGUUAACCACCAUCUACACCUUUCAUUACAUUUAUUUGCGGAAGGACUGCGUCCAAUUAGAUUUGUUUGUGCUGAAAUCCUGGCAGCUAAUUUUAAUUGAGUGUUUAUGGGUGUAAAUUCAUUGAUAAAAUGUAAAAUCCAUGGAUUAUAUCGACAAACCCUGGCAUGCUCUUAAUGGGAGGCUGUAUUUGUAAAUCCUAAUACAGUUCUCUGCAGCUGCUUGUCUUAAUGUUCAUUAGUAACAGACAAUAUGAUCAGUACUUUUCUCCGAUAUAUUCUCAGCAUACUGGGACUUUUAUGGAUAUUUUUCGUGUUUUUGUGUCUCAAACUCUGCUCAUCGUUCUUCUUUUGAGCUUGCUGUCUUUUGCACCAGUGUUUGUUGUUUUAAAGGACAAACUGAAUCAGACUUCGUGCAGAUCCCAGCUUUAACUUGCAACCAGCAUUUUUUUCUUUUGUAUCUAACCCCCAUGAAAAUGUGUGCUAUUAAUGUUAAUUUACAGUUGAAUUAAACAACACUGAAUCUGACUUUAUUGUACUGUCAUUGAGAUUUCCAGCACAAUAUUUUGGAAGCAGAGCCCCUUGUUUUCAUGAUGAUUCCAAUUUACUUUGAAUGGUUAUACUGUGAGAUACUGUGACCCUGUACCCACAAGAAGCCCCUUCUCAGUAAUCUUCUUGUGGGGAUUAAGUGGAAGAUUCAGUGCAUCAAUAAAACCAUUUCUGUAA
Messenger RNA from Pristis pectinata (smalltooth sawfish), 3062 nucleotides. RefSeq names its product SEC11 homolog A, signal peptidase complex subunit (gene sec11a). NCBI's taxonomy places the organism in Eukaryota, Metazoa, Chordata, Chondrichthyes, Rhinopristiformes, Pristidae. Gene Ontology annotation, molecular function: serine-type endopeptidase activity. The coding region runs from base 91 to 630 and encodes 179 amino acids. The record is from RefSeq and is a predicted model, not a curated record. Gene Ontology annotation, cellular component: membrane; signal peptidase complex. The transcript has 6 exons.